AUGGUAGACGAGGUCGUGGUGAUGAUUAUCGUGAUCUACGUGGAUAUCAUUUUGGUGGAUGGGUCUGACGAGGAUUGCAAGGAGUUGCUUGCUUCUCUCAACAAGAAAUUCCCCACAAAAAAUCUGGGAGAGUGCGAAUGGUUCGACAGAUGUGCCAUUGACAGAGAUGUGGAGGCUGGGACUCUUAAUAUCUCGGAAACCGCAUACAUCGACAGCAUGGUGAAACGCUUUGAUGUACAAUCGACCUCCCGCAUCCCUGCUUCCCCCGGUAUCGACCUAGGACCGAGGCGAGAUGACGAGAAGGGAGGGGAGUGGCCGGUGAGGGAGGCCAUCGGCAGCAUGAUGUGGGUGUCAGCGUUCUCGCGUCCAGACGUCUCGUUCGCCGCGCGUGCGGUAGCGCGCCACGCCCACGCCCCGGCGAGGAGGCACUGGGAUGCCAUCCAGAAGAUCCUCUGCUACUUGAAAGGGACCUCGGCAUCACCUACAACGGGGAUCGGGGUUAUGGCUGGCCGUAGCAUCGGGUCUUUGUCUUCGACGGAAGCCGAGUACAUUGCUGCCGGGGAGGGCGUCAAGGACGCGUUGUUUGUGCGUGCUGUGCUUUCGAUUGUUGCCCCAGAGACCCGUGGCAGCAGCAUCCAGGUCCUUGAGGACAACCAGGGGGCCAUAGCGUUGGUGCAGAACCCCCUCAGCUCAGGUCGCACGAACCAAAUCGACGUGAGAUUUCAUUUCAUCCGCGGAUUGUUAAGGUCGGGGGGCGUUUCGGUCAGGUUCGUGCCGACAACGGAGCAACACGCGGACCUCCUAACCAAGGCCCUUAGCAGGGCUAGUCUGCAGUACCACCGGCGCAAGUUGAUGAAUUUGCCGGAGUAGCUGUAGCAUUUUCUAGCACUUGGGGGAGGUCAUGUUUUCCAUGCGGGGAAAGGCGCAUAACUGUUGCGGUCUGUGUACCAAUGUCAGGAGUAGGGGGCGUUGGGAGACCAUCGUCCGGGGGAACGUAGUUCCUCGCGUUCUUGUCCUCGCCUUGGCAUUUCUAAUAAGUGCGGCCGUUGUGAUCCGCUGUGAUAGCGACGGUUUUUGUGGUGGUAGGGUUUUUUUUCCAAGGGGUUUUGCCCGGACGCCGGGUUUCCCCUCCAUAUGUUACAAUGCUGGUAUUUUCUGAUGUAUCCAGGGGCGUUCUUGCCCCAUUGAUGGUUCGUCACUUGCGUGAAGAACCAGGGAGGGUAUUCGUGGGGCUGCGAACAUUGGUGUCGGGUACAUGUGCUGGAUGACNGUUGUGAUCCGCUGUGAUAGCGACGGUUUUUGUGGUGGUAGGGUUUUUUUUCCAAGGGGUUUUGCCCGGACGCCGGGUUUCCCCUCCAUAUGUUACAAUGCUGGUAUUUUCUGAUGUAUCCAGGGGCGUUCUUGCCCCAUUGAUGGUUCGUCACUUGCGUGAAGAACCAGGGAGGGUAUUCGUGGGGCUGCGAACAUUGGUGUCGGGUACAUGUGCUGGAUGACUUGGUGUCACGCAGACUGGUGAGGCGACUGUGUUGCAUCUUUUGUCAAUGGAGCGUCAUGCCGCAACCUUGAUCAGCAUCCCUGAAACAACCAAAAAUAUGCUUGUUUUCUGUGGACUGGCUGACUUUACGUGAUGAAGCGCUCCGCGAUAAGCAUCGCACGGACUACAGAAUGUUUUCUCGCUCAACUUCACAAGCACGCAUACACUAGGCUGCAUCCCAUUCCCGCCCCACCAUCAUCAAUCCUCAAUAUUUACACUGCCACCUCCCCGGCAUGCAUUUGAACCCACAUACAGCAGGAGACCACGGAGAACGACAAACCCCACAGUGACCGUCUCGCCGCCCAAUCCCUGCGUACCGACAACGUGUUACCUAUUCCCGCUGAUUUCGCCGUCUUUCCAAACAUCAAUAGUCUGUACUUCAAUUUUAUCCCGACUGGUUGACAGCACCCGUCUCAGCACAGAUACGUCACUACUCAGCCAUGAAAAAUCAAAUACAAUACGUACGUGACAUUCUUGUCGGAAGGCAACCAUUUUCUAACGACCUUCCGAAAGAAUGCCUAAAGAAUGCCUGGACUU
Molecule: messenger RNA, 2071 nt
Organism: Ectocarpus sp. CCAP 1310/34
Lineage: Eukaryota; Phaeophyceae; Ectocarpales; Ectocarpaceae
Source: the annotation of a GenBank genome assembly